Messenger RNA from Nannizzia gypsea CBS 118893, 1536 nucleotides. RefSeq lists its product as hypothetical. Lineage: Eukaryota; Fungi; Ascomycota; Eurotiomycetes; Onygenales; Arthrodermataceae. The coding region runs from base 1 to 1536 and encodes 511 amino acids. Gene Ontology annotation, molecular function: nucleic acid binding; zinc ion binding. The transcript has 4 exons. The record is from RefSeq and is a predicted model, not a curated record.
AUGGUGCCUCAGCAGAUGGGCUCCCCCGAUGAGGGGCUUCAGCGACGACGGUCAGCACCUGGUUUUGGCAGCAAGUCACAACGUGGGAGUAGAGGCAACUAUGGCUAUCGAUCGAAAAAAGGCGGUCAGAGUCAUGCAUCUUUCCACCAAAUGAACCCUCCAUUUCCACAGGAUCAACCGCCGCCGUCAUGCUAUACCUGUGGGUCUUUCGACCACAUGGUGCAGCAUUGCCCGGAAUACCAACAUGAAACAUCACCUGGCUUUCACAAGCAUCCCCGUCCGGCCAAAAGACAGAGAACAGCUGAAGGGCCUAGACAUCAAUAUCGGGAUGAGUUUCCGCCGAGCCAACGAGGACCACCUCAUCGCUCGUUCUCUCACCCGUCACAUUCCUACGGCUACUAUGAUUACCCAGGACCAGCUUCUCCCGAGCAAGAAGAAUGGCACCACAGACCCCCAUAUGGUUACCCGCCAUAUGACCACCAUGGCCCUCCACCAGCGGCUGGAUAUGAUUAUGAUUCCCAUGGCCCUAUGCCACCAUACCACUAUAAUGAUGCUCCUCCCCCAGGUUACCACUCCCGCCGCGCUCCUCGACGUCGAGAGAGCGAUUAUCCUGAAUAUCCAGUGGAAGGACCACCUCCGUCUUCGUGGGAUGGCCCACCGCGUGGCAGCCAGUCAUGGCGAGGGAAAGGCCGCAAAGGCAGAGAUGGUCAUGGGCCCCCACGUCGGCCGGACAGCCACGUUGAAGGAUUUUAUGACCUUGACACCACGGACAGUGCGCAGAAUGCCUGGAGAUCGCCUCACGCAGUUGGUCGACCACUUCCAUCGGUAUUCAGUGACCUGGAUGAUAUUUGCAAAUUGCCUCCACAUACUUCCUUACCACCAGGAAUGUCUGUUUCAAAGUACUUCCUAAACAAGGGAGCUGAUGAAUUUAACGAAAAUAUCCGAAAUACAGAGGACUGGCCCUUCAUGAUGGGAGACCCAAUUUUCUCCGAGUUCCCCUCAGAUGGAGAGACAGUUCCUAUCAAAGAUCUUAUCACUCGCCAGAAAGAGAUGAUGGCGGCUCACAAAUAUGUUCCAAGCAAACCUGCCCUUGAAGAUACAACUUAUGAUAGCGAGCAGGUAGAUGAACCUGAGAUACCAGAAGAUGCAAGUUACGCCGGUUCCGAAGAACAAGCCCAGGCCAAUGGCGCCGAAACCCCAGAAGAGGAAAACGGUAGUUACACCGGCUCCGAACAAGGUCGGGACGAUGACCGUGAUUAUCAUCAGCGCCAGCCUAGCCAGACCUGGAACACCGAGGACAAUACCAACACCCCAUUGUCCACUACACCUGGAAACAACGAUAGUGAUGAACGUCCACAAACCCCACAAAGAUACUCCAAACCCCAAAGUUUCCACGGGGCAUACCACAGAAAGCGCGCGAGGGAAGAGUCCUUGGAACUACCUGACGACGAAAUCCAGCGUCAAGUAGAUGAUGUUGCUCCAAGACUCGAGCGUCGUCAUCCGCGUGUCGCAGAAGCUUACAGUCGGCGCUGGUAA